This is a messenger RNA of Molossus molossus (Pallas's mastiff bat), 3060 nucleotides long. RefSeq names its product trafficking regulator of GLUT4 (SLC2A4) 1 (gene TRARG1). The transcript has 3 exons. Lineage: Eukaryota; Metazoa; Chordata; Mammalia; Chiroptera; Molossidae. Gene Ontology annotation, cellular component: membrane. The record is from RefSeq and is a predicted model, not a curated record. The coding region runs from base 352 to 891 and encodes 179 amino acids.
GCUGCCCUGACUUAGCUGGAGCCUCACUCUGGAAAGGAGCCUCUCUGCUCCUGGAGCUGCCUUCUGUUGCUUCCACGCCCAUCUGUGCUGUCAGCAGCACCAGCAAAGUUGGCCUCCAACUUGAAUGGAGCUCAGAUCUCCAGCUCCCAGGAGCUCCGCUGGGCAGCAGGCAGGAUCCAGACGCUGAACUCUGUUGGCCUGGAAAAGCCGCCCUCCCAACACCUGCUCCCUGGUGACAGCUCUGCCCCCGACCUGUAGGCCCCGGUCUGAGCUGAGGAAUGGUGCGCUGAGGUCCCUCCGGAAGCCCCUUCUCACAGUCUGGAAUUGAAGCAGCUCAAGAUCCAAGCGAACAUGGCCAACCCGGUGCAUCCUCAGUUUCCCCUGGCGCGGGAGCCAGACGCUGCCUUACCCCCGGACCUGCCGGAGAAGGAGACGCUUCUCACCAAGGUGGAGGACAAGGAUGACAAGCCCCUGAAGCUGUCCAAGUCCCUUUCAGGGGCUCUGGACCUGGAGCAGAAUGGCCACGGCCUGCCCUUCAAGGUGGGAUCUGAGAAGCACCGGGAGGUUUCACUCCCCCGGUCGCCCUCGUACGUCAGCUCAAGGCGGCCGUCCUCCACUGCCACCACCUCCUAUGCCCAGGACCGAGAAGUCCCCAAAGAUUACCUUAUCCUUGCCAUCGCCACCUGCUUCUGCCCCGUCUGGCCCCUCAACCUCAUCCCCCUCAUCUUUUCUAUCAUGUCUCGAAGUAGCAUGCAGCAGGGGGACGUGGAUGGGGCCCGGAGGCUGGGCCGCCUGGCCCGGCUGCUCAGCAUCACCUUCAUCGUCAUGGGGAUCAUCAUCAUCAUUGUGGCUGUGACUGUCAACUUUGCAGUUCAGAAUAAGCAGAAGUAACCAGGGCUCUGCCAGCAGCCAGGCUCUGGCCAGCUGGAGCUCCCAACCACCUCCCCCACAUCCCACGAGGACAAGACGGUGACUGCCAAGGGCCCACCUGUCCCCAAGCUCCAAAAGCACAAAUUCGGAGGAAACCCCCAAGUCACUCCAUUCCAGUCCCCACCAGAUGGGAAAAGCCAGAGGAAGGAAGGAAGGAAGGAAACUGACUGUGAAGCCGGUGAACACUGUGAUCGAAUCUCUCGGACGCAGCAGGCAUUGUGGCCCCAGUGCUCUGGCUCUUCCUCGUCCCUCCAGUUUCCUGGCAUCUACCGAACAGCAUAUGCUGCCAGCAGGAGGAGAAACCAGCCCCGCGAACAGAUGAGCUACGGUGAGGAGAGCACCCUCCCCGUGUGAUUGGGAGCAAAGACACGGGACUGGCUUUAUCUUUGUACUUUUCUUGAGAAGGGACGAAAAAGACUUUGCAUGCCUUGUGCCACACGCCUUCCGCCAUCCUAGCCAGUGCCCUGAUCUCAGAGGCCGAGCCAAUGCUCAGCACCUGCCCUGGCACCUCGGCACCCAGACGGGCAGCUGCCCCGGAAGGAGGUGACAGCCACUCACAUCCCCCAUUGCAGGGUGGAGGCUCCCUAAGGACCGUUGGUGAAGGCAGAACAGGGACAGCAUGACCCCCGACCUCCCCGGGAGUAUCUGCUGAGAACUACGGUCCUGGGGGUCUCCCAGGGUGCCCCCGUCCGCCUUUUGCUCCCUCCCUGUGCUGUGGUCUGGGGCAUAACCAAGAAUCCUAGGGCCUGCCCUCCCCACCCCUCCUGUCAGCCAGGGAGGACCCCGGGCCUGAGCUCUCUCCUGCCACGGUCCCCCACGGUCUGGGGUGUAAAUCUGGGGCCCCAGGCAGAGUGGCUCAGAUGGAGCAUGGGUCCCGGCUCCCAACCCAGCCUCAGCUGAAUCUCCGUGCCCCGCCCUGUGCCCCUGGCCACCCCCAAACAGCAGAGGCUUCCCUGGAGGAGAGUUUGGGAUCACCCCUGGGAGGGGCUCCCCAAGGGCUCCUGGGCGUGUGUGUGCUGCCUCAGGGAAGUGGGCCAGAGAGAUUCUGUGAAGGUUAUUUUUCUUGGUCUGGAGAAUUCCAAGACAGAGGGAAGAGCUUGGCUGGGUCUAGUCUGUGGGAGAGUGGGGGGCCCUGGUUUUGGGGUACACUCACAUGCCUGGAGGCAGGGGCUGGACACCAAGGCCUCUGUCUAAAGACCUAAUGGGAUGCUUGAAAGAACCGAGCAGAACCCCUGGGCCUCCUGCCUGGCUUCUGGCUCCAGAUUCUCCCGAACAUCUCUCUGGAAUAGGCUCUGUCCCCGGGGGCUGCUCCUGUGCCCACCUUCCCCAUUGGCUUCGGCUCCCAGACUCUCAGAGAGACGCUGCGGGCUUGCCGGCCCGGGGAGGCCCUGGGACCAGCCUGGGUGGCUACGCACAGUGGUGGGGUGGGGGCAGGUUUUUAGCCACAGCCAGACUGGCUCCAGGUUGGCCAGGAAUGUCUCCCCUGAGCCUGUUCACGAGGCUCAUGCCUCCUCUUGGGCCCCCACCAGGCUCUCCCACCCUCCACACAGGCCCCUGGGAGGGAGUCCUUAGCUCAGAGGCUCUGUCUGCCAGGAGGGCUCUGGGUGCGAGCGAGCGCAGUCAAACCUGAGUGACCACCGGGGGGCGGGGUGCAGGGCCCAGGGGGUCCCUCUGGGGCAGGCUUUCCUGAGUCAGCGCCCCACCAGGGGAUCAACUCCAGCCUUCCCUGCCCUCAAGGAAGGGCUGAUUGUUUGCUUUAUGGAAGCUCUGAGGCCAAAAUAGAGGUGCCCUGUUUGUUGGGGGGGGGGGUGUCUGGGGAUGACGCAGAGUAUUUGUGUCACUUGCAAGGUCAGGUCAGGUCAGGGGGGACAUGAGGUCUAUGGAAACUGCCCAUUCACAGGCCCCGGCUCUGGGCAGGAGUCGCAGGUCUCCCAGCAGGUGCCACUGGUCCUCAGCUUCAGCAUUUCAGGGAGAAGAGAGAAAUGAACCAGGGGAAAAUGAUGGCAGAGGCCCCACACUGUCCCCACAGGCCUCGCCGGAGCUGGAAGGAACAGUGGCCCUGCUGUCCCAGCCCCUCCGUGGGUCCAGCUCUGGCUGCAUGAACACAGAGGUCCCGGCGGACUCGGAGCA